AAUAUCGAGGCAUGGAAUUGUUUUUGCUUUGUAGACAGUUUUAUCCUGAAAGGCAGGAGCUGCUUAGAAACAUGAUGGGGCUAAUAGGUAAUGUUGCAGAGGUGCCAUACCUCCGUUGUCGUUUAUUGGCCCACGCUCAGACAUUCAGCGACCUGUUAUUUGAUAAAAGUGAUGGAAUAGAAGUGAGUUACAAUGCUGCUGGCGUUUUGUCGCACAUCCUAUCUGACGGUGCAGAGUUUUGGUCCAUCGAUACGCCAACCAGAGCAACCGUUGUUGAUAGGAUGUAUACAGCAAUUGGCCAUUGGGAUUUGAACACAAAACGCAACAUAAACUACAGGUGA
Molecule: messenger RNA, 341 nt
Organism: Anneissia japonica
Lineage: Eukaryota; Metazoa; Echinodermata; Crinoidea; Comatulida; Comatulidae
Product: protein zer-1 homolog
Exons: 3
Coding region: 12-341 (109 amino acids)
Cellular component (GO): Cul2-RING ubiquitin ligase complex
Source: RefSeq, a predicted model, not a curated record